Molecule: messenger RNA, 366 nt
Organism: Striga asiatica
Lineage: Eukaryota; Viridiplantae; Streptophyta; Magnoliopsida; Lamiales; Orobanchaceae
Source: the annotation of a GenBank genome assembly
AUGCUACAUAAGAAAUUUAAAUCUCCUUCAAAUAUCUGCAAGGAAAAGAUGCAGCAACUGAAAGCAAAGCUCAAGGAAGUCAAGAUACUCGCUGCAAUGCUUUCAACACAUAAAGGCAAGCAUGAAAAUGCCUCAUCUGAAGCUGAAGCUUUCCUUCCAAUAUUUCUGCAGUCAUACCAAGAGAGACAAACUGCUGAACUUACUAUUAUGUCAACAGGCAAGACUACGUCCCGUUCCACAACUUGUGCUCCUUCUUGCUCCAUUUCAAGAAUCCUUUGGUAUGUACUUCUCCUGGAGAUUAUCAUUUCUUCGUUGAAGUUUCGGAGAGGCUUGCAAGACAAGUUUUGCUUUGAUUCCAAACCCACU